Molecule: messenger RNA, 1866 nt
Organism: Beta vulgaris subsp. vulgaris (sugar beet)
Lineage: Eukaryota; Viridiplantae; Streptophyta; Magnoliopsida; Caryophyllales; Amaranthaceae
Product: U-box domain-containing protein 62
Exons: 8
Coding region: 305-1603 (432 amino acids)
Biological process (GO): protein ubiquitination
Molecular function (GO): ubiquitin-protein transferase activity
Source: RefSeq, a predicted model, not a curated record
UUAUUCACCCCUAAUCCCGAAAAUCAAAAUUUGACAUUAACACUCAAAAUCAAUCUCUCUGUAUCCUAAACCUAUUCCUCAUAAAACCCAGUUCAUUUUCUUCCCAAUUUUCCUCACAAAUUCACCAAUAAUACAAUUUCCCUUAAUAGUAUGCUCUAAUUUCCUCCCAAAGAUCGAAUUUUGUUGCUAACCCACUUCACAGAAUCAACCUAUCUUCUUCUAAAACCAAAAUUUCUUACAUAACCAACAAAAUUUGUCCACCCUCUAUCUUCUGUCAAAUUCUGAGGUAACCCACAACACAAAAAUGGCAUCAGAAAAUAUGGGUUUAGUCCCAACUCAAAGAAUGGAUAACAACUUGAAUUCUCAGGCCCAUUUCCAAAACAAUAACAACCCUCUAAGGUUUGGGCGAGGGUCCAGCAACCCGGGUUCGAAACCGGGGUUUAUGGAUGACAAACUAUUUUCUAUUGAUCACCGUGAGAGGGGGUACUUCUCACCGGAGCUCCGACGAGGUAGUGAUGUUAUUGGUGCUUAUGAAGAGGGCCCCACCUCCUCCAAGCAAGGCGGGUCCCGGCAUUGGAGAGGUGGUGGGGCCGUUUCGACCCCGAGUAGCGAGGAUGAGGAGGAGGAAGAAGAAGAAGAAGAUGAGGAUGAUGAUGAUGAGGAGGAGGGUGAUGGUGAAGUGUUGCGUUUGGUAGGAAUUGGUGGAAAGAAUAGUGAUAGUAGUGGUUUUGAGGAUAAAAUUGGGGUUGGAAUUAUUAAGGAUCAUGCUUCAUUUGGUUCAUCAACUAGGCCAAUGAUGAUCAAGGAUGGAGGUAUAUUGCAACCAGGGAGUGACGCAAAUAGAGUCAGUACGAGUGAGAAUGACCAGCAAGGAAGAGUAGGGAACUUUCAGAAAAUGGUUACAGUUGCAGAACAUGAUGGUGAUAUGUACUAUUCGCAGUUGUUACAAGGAACAGAAGGGACCAGCCAAGGUCAGAAGGAUAUAGCUGGGGAUAAUAGUUGUGGGUUUGACGGAAGGAAGGACAGCUCUGUUUCUAAUGAUCCAGGAGGGUCACUGAGAGCAAUUUUCUCUGAUCCAAUAACAGGAGCUCUAAUGGAUGAUGCAAUAAUACUACCUUGUGGACACUCCUUUGGAAGUGGUGGAACUCAGCAGGUCAUCAAAAUGAAAGCCUGCUAUACCUGCUCACAUCCUGUUACUGAAGAUUCAGUGGCACCAAAUCUCUCUCUUCGAUCUGCUGUUCAAGCUUUUCGCCGUGAAGAAGAUUUACAGAUGUACAAAGCUUCCAAAAGGAGAAGAGAGAGGUUUGAACAGGACAGGGGUAACGGUGGUGAUAUAUCUUUCUCAGAUUCGCCUAGAGCAAGAGGUGUACAAUUUCCAUUUGUUGUGACUGACCGAGUCAUCAUAAAGGGAAAUAAGAGGACGCCACAGCGGUUUGUAGGACGUGAGGCGAUUGUUACGACACAGUGUUUGAACGGAUGGUAUGUGGUGAAGACACUGGACAAUGCAGAGAGCGUAAAAUUGCAAUACCGAUCACUGGAGAAGGUUCAAGACAACCCUUCUUCAAAGAUAAUAUCAGACAAGAUAACACCAAACUGGCUAUAGUCCAACAUAACACCAUGACAUGCUUCAGUGUUGUUUUAAUCAACUUUUGUAGGUCUGCAUUCUAGUUCUUAGGGGUGAAGGUGAUUCAUGAGGCCUUGUAAAUUGAGGGAGCCUCUUUCAGUUUCACAUGAGGACAGCAACUUUGCUGGGCUGGGAGUUUAUGUGCCUUUGAACUACUCCCUCCAUUUCAAUUGUAUGUAAACUUUUUUUCCAAGGAUCAGCCAUUUUAUGAAAGGUGGUAUAUAGUGUUAAACCUUCUCUUA